This is a messenger RNA of Danio rerio (zebrafish), 1357 nucleotides long. RefSeq names its product ubinuclein 1 (gene ubn1). Lineage: Eukaryota; Metazoa; Chordata; Actinopteri; Cypriniformes; Danionidae. The record is from RefSeq and is marked validated.
AGCAACGCACACUUUCCUCUGCCCGCCAUACCUCCAAUCCAGACUAUCACUGACCAAACUGUCAAACCGGGUUUACUUGCGCCAAACCCGGCGGUAGAAUCGCCACCCCCUCCACAUGCUGCAACCAGAGUGGAAUUAAAGCUGUUCGAGCCGGAUGAACAACGCUGCCCGGAGUUUAACUACCCGGAUUUGAUCAGCACAAAGGAAACCCCUGAGAAAACAAAACAAACAUUCGACGAAGUGGUAGAAGACACAGUUAGAGAUGAACUGGAGGCACUUGCAAAAAAAUUUGAAGCCAAAUAUUGUUCUUGCUUAGGGUGGAGCCGGCAAAAGGAAAAAAGACAGAUUACAGGACCUGGUGGAUAUGGGCUUUGGUUACGAUGAGUCCGAUUCAUUCAUUGAUAACUCUGAGGCUUAUGACGAGCUCGUCCCAGCUUGUCUGACCACCAGAUAUGGAGGCUUUUACAUCAACUCUGGGACUCUGCAGUUCCGGCCAGCUUCUGAUGAAGGAGAGAACGAGAAUGAUUUUGAGGACAGUGGCCUUAAACCCAAGAAACGAAAGCUUAAGCAAGGAAAAGACAAGAAGAUAAUGAAAAAGAAAAGAGAUGAAUAUGGGCUUGCUAAGAAGGAUGAAGAGGAAUUCACAAAGAGCACCCCGCCAGAUAAAUCUUCUGCAAAGAAGAAGAAAAACAAGAAGCCAUUAAGUAUCGAUAAGAUGCUGAAGAAGUUCCAUAAGGAGAAGCUUCAGCAGAUGAAGGAGUUUAAUUCUAGAGAGAAAGAACUGCAUUCUCUCAAUGCCAUACACGCAGGACCCGCCAUACAAGCGGAGAUUCAGGAAGCACACGUUUCAUCUGACCCUCUUUUCUCACUCAUCGGCUCUGCCAGUGCAGACGACCUUCUGCAAGCAGUCAAAGCAGCAGAGCAAGACUUUGACCUGGAUGAUCUGUUAGGCGAGCCGCAGAACAUCUGCCCUCCAGGUUUGGAGGAGGUGAACGGAGAGGCUCUGGUAGUGUCUGUCGCUGAGAAACCACCUGCAUUACUUCCCGAUGGUCUACCGCCUAUGCUAGAGCAACACAUUAAGGACAUUUCACAGGCUGCCAAGAACAUUGAAGGACAGAACAAGAUGGAGAUUUUGUCUUCAGAACUCAACAGUGUUUUACUAGAUGUGGAAGUAAACUCUAAGCAGCUUGGUGGGAAAGUGCGUUCCAGAAUCUUCUCCUACUUGGCAUCACAGCUGUCCUGCAGCAAAGGCACACUGGUUAAAAGAGCCAAAAAGCUCCACAGUCAACAGCAGGUUUUGAGAACUGCAUGACACCUUAACACUAAAAUAAAUGAAUUCAAUGUUGACAAUUUCUUA